Molecule: messenger RNA, 2625 nt
Organism: Caenorhabditis bovis
Lineage: Eukaryota; Metazoa; Nematoda; Chromadorea; Rhabditida; Rhabditidae
Source: the annotation of a GenBank genome assembly
AUGAAAUAUGCGAUAAUAACCAAUUUAGUCGAAUUCAAACUGGACCGCAACGGGUGGUAUUCGUCGGGCGGCGGUGAACGCGCUAACGGCGGCGCUGCGCGCUUUGCUUACGACGUCUACGACGAUUCGGCACAAGUUCCCGGACCAUCAAAUUAUCCAGAUCAUUCGGCUCCUGCGCCUGCGCCAUAUAGUAAUCGAAGUACAGGCAUGAAUUCGAGCACUGCUAGAAAUCCAAUGGGUUAUGUGUCAGUACCAAUGAAUACAUCGAUAUCGGCAGCAUCUCGGAGACCUCUUCAAAGACAACAUCGCUCAAUGGAUGGUCUUGGUGUCUUGGAUAAUUAUAAGGAUUCGUUGGAUUACAGCAGUGAGCAAAAACCAACAUUUAUGCCAUUGGAAAUCAGUACUAAUCAUCAUCAAAUGCCGUCGAAUUAUCGGAAUCCGUUGACAUUGUCGAAUCCGAUACCAAGUCAGAAUGCGUUCUGGUACCAUAACAGGCGCACGACGGCCGGCGAAGAGAAUCCAUAUGGUAUGAUGCCGCAACAACAUCAACAGUCAGCUGGAAUGGCCAGACUCCCUGCUGGAAUGUCGAUCUCGAAUGAAUAUGAGCAAUUAAAAGUUGAUUAUGCGGCUGCUAUUGAAAAACUCAAUCAAACAAUGAAUAGCAUCAAGACAUUCUGGAGUCCCGAACUCAAAAGAGAACGCCAAAUGCGACGAGAAGAAGCUAAUCGGAUCAUGCAUCUUGAACGAAUGAUCCAAUCAAAUGGAGGUGACUUGAGUGCGUCAAACGAAGCUAUGCAACUUCGAAUGGAAUUGAAAGAACGCGAUGAAAGAAUAAGGCAACUCUCCGCUGCUCUGGAAUCCUCUGGAGGAGUAGAUUCGAGAGUUCGAGAGCUUGAAGAGACUAUUAUGAGACUUCAAGAUCUAUUAGCUACGAAAGAAUCCCAAUCGAUGAUGGCAUCAUCUGAUCCAAGUGGCCGAUAUGCAUUGGAAAAUGCUCUUCGAAGAAUUGAUGAGAAACAAGCAAGAAUUGUGGAGCUCGAAGAAGAACUUAUGCGGCAAAGAAUGAUGAGAUCGAAUCAACCGAGAGACUUCACAGAUAAGAAUCUUUCUGGCCAUGAAAUGGCAACAUUACGAAUGAAAAUGGAGCGAAGUGAAGUUGAACUCGCUGAGAGAAAAGCUGAGCUUAUGAACUGCCAAACGCGGAUGCAAACUGCUGAAGAAACCGCGAACGAGAUGCGAUCUCAUUUACAGUUGCUCAAAGAUCAAUUAACAAAUCGAGAGCAGCACAACACAUUGUUACAGGGAGAUGUUGAUGCUCUUCGCCAAAAGCUUGAUAGUAAAAACAAGCAACUUGAGCAGAAAGACGAACGAAUUGCCAGUUUGGAACGCGAUUUAUCAUCGAUGAAAGCUGAUGUUGCGGACAAAACAGAAUUGAUCCGACAAACUGAGAUAAAAUGUACUCAAUUGGUUGGACGAGUUGAUGCGCUUGAAACGACCGUUCGAGAAAAGGAACAGGAACUGGAUCGCGCUAAAAUUCGCUUGCUUAGCCAUCCAGAUGUUGUAAAAGAGAAAGAAAUGACUGAAAAGAUCGAGCAAGGUGAACGAGAGCGAUUACGUCUUCAGGAGCACAUCGAUCAACUUCGGCGAAAUGCGGAAAAGGAGCAGUUAGAGCAAAAAAAGACAUACCAGAAUGAGGUGGAGAGCUUGAAAUCAAACAUUGAGAACCUUCAAAAGGAAUUGUCAGAUCGUGAUAUUUUGCUGGAAUCACAGAAUGAAAAAAUUGGAGACAUGAAUCGAGAGCUUGCCAAUGCAAAAAAGCGAUUAGAUAAUGCAAUGGUUGAUAAAGGAACUGAUGAAUUACGAAAAGAUGUUGAAUCUGCUAGAAAUGAAAUUGAUAAACUUCUCAAAAUGGUUCAUCAACUUGAAAAGGAGAAUCUAACCCUUACUGCUCAAGUGAAACAGCUGACGGCCGAUAGAAGAGACAGCGAAUCGGGCAAAAAUGAUCGUAUGCCAAACAGUCAUAGUGUUUCGUCGAUAUCGAAAAACUCACAAUCAAAUUUGCACAAAAGAAUUGAAGAGCUCGAGGAGGCACUAAGAGAAUCUGUUUCAAUAACUGCAGAGAGAGAAGUGCAUCUAUCACAGCAGAAACAUCACCUACAACAGGUCACGUCGCAGUUAGCAGAAGCUAGAAAAGAGAUGGAAGAAUUGCGAAAGCAGAAGGCGAUGACCGGUGAAGGAACUGAUCGCGAUCAAAUCAUUCGAGCCAUUGAACUCGAACGACGACAGCAUCUUGAGCAAUUAUUCCAGUUGAAGCAGGAAGCCCUCCUGGCGGCUAUUUCGGAAAAAGACACGCAUUUAGCCUUAUUGGAGAAAUCAAGGGGACCACGUGAUGAAAUUGAAACAAUAAGAAGACAUAAAGAUGCGCUUAUUAGGAAAUUAAAGCAGGAAAAUGAAAGACGAGCUAUGGUUGUCCAUACUGACGCAGGACCACCAAUCAACGCUGCCAGUGUAAUUCCCGGCGCUCCACUGCCAGCUCCUGUCAUUCCGGGGACCAUUGGAAUCCCACCGCCGCAACCACCACCACAACAAGUUGAUAACGAUGAUAAUGACGGAAUUUGGGCGUAA